AAACCUUAAUUUUCUGUCACGCCACUUUUGUUCUCUCCCUGUCCCUCGUAACCAAACAGUUCCACCAACCUUCAAUCCAUCCUCUCACUAUCAACACACACACACACUCUCUCUCUCACUCACAUCACACAUCACAUAUCACACAUCACACUCUUGCAUCUUCACUCUGUCACUUCGUUCAUAUUUCAUAACAUGAGCAAAUCCCGAACCUCCACUCCCCACUUCCGGUUAUGAAUCCCCCCCAACCGCCGCAACCCCACCGGCCCUCCACCUCCUGCCCCCGCCACCCCGACGAGAACUUCACGGGCUUCUGUCCCUCAUGCCUCUGCGAGCGUCUCGCCCUCCUCGACCCCAACACCACCCCCUCCCCCCGCAAGCCACCCUCCUCCGCCGCCGCCGCCGCCCUUAAAGCCCUCUUCCGCCCUCCCCCUCUCCCCGAGCUCCGCCGCACCAAGUCCUUCUCCGCCUCCAAAAACGAACCCUCCUCCUCCUUCGAGCCCCAGCGCAAAUCCUGCGACGUCAGGGUCCGCAACAACACCCUCUCCAACCUCUUCCACCAAGACCUAAACCCCCCACCGCAAAACGACAACCCCCCACAACAGGAGCAAGAAGAAGACAAAGACGAGACUAGGGCUUUGGAGGAGCCCAAGCCCAAUGUGAACGAAAUCGAGGAACUUGAAGAAGGAAAAGUAGAAAAAGAAGAGCUUUUUGGCGUGGUGGAAGAAGAGGAAGAGGAAGAAGAAGAGUUUAAGACGAUGAAGGAUCACAUGGAACAAGACUCUUCCCACGCGAAGCAGCAGAAAAAUCGCGACUUUAAGGACCUCGCGGGGAGCUUCUUCUCCGCGGCCUCGGUUUUCAGCAAGAAGCUGCAGAAGUGGCGCCAGAAGCAGAAGGCCAAGAAGCGGCGGAGCGCGCUGCCGGUGGAGAAGCCGAUCGGCCGCCAAUUCCGCGACACGCAGUCGGAGAUCGCCGACUACGGAUUCGGCCGGCGCUCCUGCGACACCGACCCCCGCUUCUCGCUCGACGCCGGCCGGUUCUCGCUUGACGCCGGCCGGAUGUCCUUUGACGACCCGCGGUACUCGAUCGAGGAGCCGCGGGCGUCUUGGGAUGGUUACAUCCUCGGGAGGACUGCCGCCCUCCCGAGGAUGCCGACGAUGUUGUCGGUGGUCGAGGAUGCGCCGGUGCCAUCGGUGCCGGUGGCACCGGCGCCAAUUAACCAUGUGGUGAGGACUGAUAUGCAAAUUCCCGUGGAGGAGGGUUUCAAUGAGGAUGAAUCUGUCCCUGGUGGGAGUGCACAGACUAGGGAGUAUUACUCUGAUUCGGGUUCUAGGAGGAGGAAGAGUCUUGAUAGGUCUAGUUCGGUUAGGAAGAGUGUUAGUUUGGAGGUGGAUGAGUUGAGUAAUGGGAGUGGUGGUGUGAGUAAUAAUGUGAAUGUCAAUGUGAAUGUUAAUGCUAAGGUGGCUCCUGCUGGUGCUGGGGUGGAGUAUGUGCAAGGAGUCAGGAUGAUGGGGCUUAAUGAUCGCGAUCGUGGAGAAUUCGGGUCGAAUUCGAUGAGGGAGGAUUGCUGUUCUGAGAAGAUGUUUGAUGUGGGUGUGAUUGAGAAUGGGGAUGGGAGGAAGGGAGGGAAGAAGGGGCGGCGGUGGCGGUGGAGCAUUUGGGGGUUUAUUCACCGGCGUGGCGGGAACAAGGACGAGGAUGAGGAUAGGUAUAGCAGGGUGAAUGGGGUGGAGAGGUCGUAUUCGGAGUCGUGGGGUGGCGAUGGCAGAAGUGGUGGUGGUGGUUUUAAUGGGAGGGUGUUGAGGAGCAAUAGUAGUGUGAGUUGGAGGAAUGCUCAGGGGAUUGGGAAUGGUGGUGGGGGCUUUGGGGGUUUCAGGAGGAAUGGUAGUGUUCAGGGGAAUGGGAAUGGGAAGAAGGGGAAGGACGAGUUUGUGUUGGAAAGGAAUAGGAGUGCAAGGUAUUCUCCUAACAACAUUGACAAUGGUCUCUUGAGGUUUUACUUGACUCCCAUGAGGGGAAGCAGGAGAAAUGGCUCUGUGAAAAGUAGGUCAAAUCAGGCACAUUCCAUUGCAAGAAGCGUGCUUGGAUUGUAUUGAAUUCACAUGGAAGAAGAAGGUCCAUAAGGUGUUCUUUUGGUUUGAUGUUGUUAAUUUUGCUCUGCAUUUCUUGUGUAAACCACACAUGCCCUAUGUAUUAUUAUUACUAUUAUUAUUCUUAAUGGUUGGUUGGUUAAGGCACCCUGCAUUUUUCUUUCGUCAUGCUUCUUUGGUUUACUCUUAAUAACCAGAGUUUUUUCUCUGUGUU
Messenger RNA from Cajanus cajan (pigeon pea), 2301 nucleotides. RefSeq names its product protein OCTOPUS-like. The record is from RefSeq and is a predicted model, not a curated record. Gene Ontology annotation, cellular component: plasma membrane. NCBI's taxonomy places the organism in Eukaryota, Viridiplantae, Streptophyta, Magnoliopsida, Fabales, Fabaceae.